AUGUAAAAACGGAUAAAUUAAAUAAAAACGAAAACUAAACAAAAAAAACAAUAGAUGUCUAGAGGUUAAAUAAUAAAAUAUGAGGUAGAUAUGUACGAAAGCAAAUCGAAAAGAAAAAACGAUAAACGCAAACAAAAUCAGCAAUCUCCAAUCGCAGAUUAUGAAAAUGAUAAAAAAAAGGUGGGCAGGUGGACACCCGAAGAGGAUGAGAAGCUUUAAAAAUUGAUUGAAGAAUAUGGAGAAAAGAGUUGGCGAAUCAUAAGUGACAUGAUGGAAGGUCGAAGUGCCAUACAGUGUUUGCACAGAUGGACUAAAAUACUUAAACCAGGACUGAAGAAAGGACCUUGGCAAGAUGAUGAGGAUGAGAAGCUAUUGGAAUGGGUCAAGAAUAAUGGGCCUUGUAAAUGGUCUUUAUGUGCUGAAAAUAUUGCCGGAAGGUCAGGAAAGCAGUGCAGAGAACGAUGGUUCAAUAAUCUCAAUCCAAAUGUUAAAAAAGGAGGCUGGACAUCUGAGGAGGAUCAUGAAAUAUUUAAAGGGUAUCUACAGUACUCAUCAUCUUGGUCAAAAAUUGCUAAGAACUUAUCAGGUAGAACUGAAAAUUCUGUGAAGAACAGGUUUUAUUCCACUGUUAGAAAAUUAUUGGCUGAUUAAGAAAAAAAUGGGAUAUCACUAAAGAUGCUUGAGGCACAAGGAGAAAAUGGCACUUCCGCUUUACAGACCUUUGUAAAAGAGCAUCUAUAAAAAUAUGAAUAGCAAAUGUAAAUGUAAAUGGAAUAAGAAGAGCCUGAGUCAGAUAAAUCAAUGUAAGAUGAAAAAGUGGAAGAAUCUGAAAUUAAAUCUGAAGAUGAUGAUGAUAGUAAAUCAAGAAAGAAAAUGCAAGCAGAAACAUAUUAAGAAUAGAACCUACUUUAUAGGUUACUUAAACAAUAAGGAGGACCAAUAAAAAGAACUUCCUGUAUGAAGGAUUAUUCAACAAUCUAUAAAAAAUAUAAAAAAAGGUACAACCAAAAAAAGAAAGAUAAAAAAUUAUCAGAUAAAGUUGAGAAUCUAAGAAAGAUGAUACUUAAAAAGGAGGAUUAUAAAAAUUCCUCAGAAGAAAAAGAAUUAGACUUCUAAUAAAAUCUUGAACAAUAAUUGGCUAAUUUUUCUCAAUAAAAAAUAGAUGCUCAAUCCCAAAAUGGUGAUUCUGAUAAAAUGAAUGAAUUCCAAGAAAAAUUAUUGGCAUUCUUCAAUCAACAAUUAAAUGAAGUAAUGAAAAAAUUUUAUGUUGAAAUGGGCGAUCCUAAAUAAUAAGCCAAAUGGCAAAUGAUUCUCGCUUCUGAUGAUAAUAAUAAAAUAUAAUAGUAGUACUAACAAUAAUAGUAAUAGCAAUAAUAAUAAUAAUAAUAAUAACAAUAACAAUAAUAAUUACAAGAAAGCAAAAAAAAAACCAAAAGACAAAUUGCAAAAAGUGCUAAAGUCAAGGAAGAAGAAGUUGAAUAAAAUUAAAUGGUUAUGAAUACAUUCCUGCAGAAAUUUAAUCAUCUUGGUUAAAUUGGAAUCACUCAAUUAGGGUAUCAUUCUAAUAAUACUUUAGAGCUAAUGUAAAUGAGGGGAAAAAUGAAACUGAAAAAUUAAAUGGUCUAGGAUGCUAAAAUUGAUUAAAAAAUGAUGUUCCUUAUUAGUUAGUUACACACUUUAGAGAAUAUGUUAGGCGAUACAAAAAAAGAAUUCAGCAGAUUGGAAGCUAGUCUUUAUGAAAAAAUCAACAAUACUUCAUUUCACUCUAAUAAUUCGAGUGAAAAGAACUGA
Messenger RNA from Paramecium tetraurelia, 1791 nucleotides. RefSeq lists its product as uncharacterized. The transcript has 5 exons. The record is from RefSeq and is a predicted model, not a curated record. NCBI's taxonomy places the organism in Eukaryota, Ciliophora, Oligohymenophorea, Peniculida, Parameciidae.